GGAAAGGCAGGUAAAGCGUUAUUAUAAAAACCAAUCGAUGUUUACAUGUCAAAACACAGAAUCUUACUCAUUACUCCACGUGCUUAAUUACGCCACUUAUGUUUUGAACAAAUUUCGCCGUAACCUGGCUCACACCCGGGAGGCGGCCCGGUUCCUAAACGAAUGCAAUCAACUUUCACCAGGUGCAAAGCACAUCUACCUGGGGGCCCAGACAGAUUAAUCGAAUCACCCCAAGUAAACACAGGACACUGCUUUGUCUGUCGAAAAUCCUCACCCAUUGGUCAGACACACUGACGCAAUUACGUGAAGGGGGAGUCUGCUACUACUCUAACCAAUAGCAUUCUAUAUGUAAAUCUUGUUUAAAACAUUCCCGGGAAAUCCGAGUUUCGCGUGAGGGCCCUUCGCUGAUAAACUGCAUCCCAUAAUUCAUUGUCAUUUUUCAGGCAGCAGGAGUGGAGCUUGCGACCUAAUAAAAUCCGUUGCAUCUUCCCUGUUUUAGAAACGGAUCGUGUAUCAAAUUGUAACGAACGGGCAUGUAAGAUAUUAGUUUAACGAUAUCCCUGAUUAUAUAUAUUUUUUCUCGAAUCGAUGCGGAUUUUGAAGAGAAAAAAAAGUGCUCCAAAGUAGCGGAGGAAUAAAAGGACAUUCGCGCCUGAUGAUGAGAAAAGGGGGAGCCUCUGUCCCGGAGAAAGUCCUAAUUUCAGGGGUCGGGGGCUCCUCCAUGGACAAAACCCGCACAGUUCUGACCCAGUACGCCAAUGCUCCGUAUUAUCAGAUCUUAACCCCUCCGCCCUGUCCGAACCAGACUAACAAUGUCGGUGUCCCAGACCCGACCGAGAGUCCGCUAUACACUACCCCCAUCGGGGUGUCUACCAACGAGACCGGACAGCGACCACCCCUCGGAAGACACCCGACGAAGCGUCGGUUGGAGCUGGAGGAGAGUGAUCAACAGUACACCAGUGAGACGAACAGUGGCUCCAGAGCUAAGCGAGCCACCAGGCUCUCCCUCAGAGGACCCAAGACUCCCCCCUCCACGUUAGAGAAGACCAGGUAUGACACAUCUCUAGGCCUCCUGACCCAGAAGUUUGUCCAGCUGCUGGCCCAGUCCAGUGACGGGGUAGUGGACCUCAACCGGGCCGCGGAGUCCCUCAAGGUGAGGAAGAGACGCCUCUAUGACAUCACCAACGUCCUGCAGGGGGUGCAUCUCAUCAAGAAGAAGUCUAAGAACAACAUCCAAUGGAUGGGCUGUAGCCUGUCUCCACAGGGAGUUGCCAGGGUCCAGACCCCUGGCUCUGUGGGUGAAGAGCUACUGGAGUUGGCCCAAGAGGAGAAGAGACUGGAUGAACUCCUACACAUCUCUACACGCAUCGUCCAACAGAUAACGGAAGACACACCCACAAGGAAGUUUGCAUACAUAUCGUAUGAGGAUGUGAAGAGGAUUCCUAGUCUCAAGGACCAGACGGUCAUUGUGGUCAAAGCCCCUGCUGAAACCAGACUAGAGGUGCAAGACCCUGCAGAGAGUCUCCAGGUCCACCUGAGCAGUACCCAGGGUCCAAUAGAAGUCUUCCUUUGCUCUGAUGACCACGCCACCUCCUCCACGCUGAACAACGUGGCACUGAAUGGAAAAGGACAUCCCUCUUCAUCGUAUGUCAACGGAAACUCCUCUUUGUCCGUCUUCAAGGUGUCACAAGGGGGUAAUAACUCCACCGAUAGCGCCAGUAUCAGUUUCUCCAACGCACAGUCCAGGCUCCCAGCAUGCUCAGCAGUGACAGUGACCCCUGUCUCCCUCCUCCCCCUCCAGGAUGUCGACCAGGAGCACUUUGUCCCCCUCUCUCCCUCCCUCCUCUUUGAGGAGGACGACUACAUGCUCAGCCUCGGGGAAGACAACUUGUUCUCCUACGACCUGGACGAGCUUCCACUGGAAGACCUGCUCUGUAACUGAGUGAAAUGGAAACUCGGCGGCCAUUUUGGGUGUUUUGAUUUUGGAAUGUGGUCAUUUACAGUAUAAUGAAUCCUAUAGCCCAGUGGUUUCAGCAGCCAUUUUGGAGCAAUGCUUUUUCUUGACAUCCUGGACUGGAUCGCUCAUAGAGGACCUGCUGUGUAAUUGACCUUGAAUGUGAAAAUACCUGUUCUUGGUAUAGAUGUGAAGGAAGUAAGCCUACGUUGCCAUCCGGACAAAUGUGGCAGGCCAGCACAAACACAAGCUGGCUAGGAGGGGGAGAAUUGUGUGGCUGAACGAACAGAUAAACCCCUUCUCAAAGCCUGUCUUUCUGGUUAGACCUGCACUGACAGGCAAACCAACAAUCUCUCACUCCCCUUAGUAGACCGUUAUGUUUUCUUGAUGAACUGUUCUCGUCUGAAAACACAGAUUGUCCCUAACAGAGAUGGGUUACGGAUAUCAACCCCCUGGACACAGAUUCUUACCCAUAUCUUCCACUGUGUGACUGUUAUCUGUCAACCUGUGUUUAAUAAUGUGAUGUAGUGGACCCUACCCGGCCAUGUCCUGGUUCUCGGGUUCAACAGAAGCGAGCAGACCUCAUAUAUCUAGGCCCCAGGAUGGUGACGUCUGCCUGGGCGACGAUGGUACCUGAGUCCCUUGGUCUUCCACGUGGAGCCUUCUGACCCAACACAGGGAAGAGACUCACUGGUUUGUUAGGAUAUGUAUGUAGUGAGAGAUGGCCCUAGGGAAUACAUCCCAAAUGGCACCCUAUUCCCUAUAUAGUGCACUACUUUUUUAUCAGGGCUCUGUUCAGAAGUAGUGCACUAUAUAGGGAAUGGGGUUCCAUUUGGUGUCGAGUAUGUAGGGAAUGGGGUGCCAUUUUGGUGUCGAGUGUGUAGGGAAUGGGGUGCCAUUUUGGUGUCGAGCGUGUAGGGAAUGGGGUGCCAUUUUGGUGUCGAGCGUGUAGGGAAUGGGGUGCCAUUUUGGUGUCGAGCGUGUAGGGAAUGGGGUGCCAUUUUGGUGUCGAGCGUGUAGGGAACGGGGUGCCAUUUUGGUGUCGAGCGUGUAGGGAACGGGGUGCCAUUUUGGUGUCGAGCGUGUAGGGAACGGGGUGCCAUUUUGGUGUAGGGAAUGGGGUGCCAUUUUGGUGUAGGGAAUGGGGUGCCAUUUUGGUGUAGGGAAUGGGGUGCCAUUUUGGUGUAGGGAAUGGGGUGCCAUUUUGGUGUCGGGAAUGGGGUGCCAUUUUGGUGUCGGGAAUGGGGUGCCAUUUUGGUGUCGGGAAUGGGGUGCCAUUUUGGUGUCGAAUGGGGUGCCAUUUUGGUGUCGGGAAUGGGGUGCCAUUUUGGUGUCGAAUGGGGUGCCAUUUUGGUGUCGGGAAUGGGGUGCCAUUUUGGUGUCGGGAAUGGGGUGCCAUUUUGGUGUCGAGCGUGUAGGGAACGGGGUGCCAUUUUGGUGUCGAGCGUGUAGGGAACGGGGUGCCAUUUUGGUGUCGAGCGUGUAGGGAACGGGGUGCCAUUUUGGUGUCGAGCGUGUAGGGAACGGGGUGCCAUUUUGGUGUAGGGAAUGGGGUGCCAUUUUGGUGUCGGGAAUGGGGUGCCAUUU
Oncorhynchus nerka (sockeye salmon) is the source of this 3541-nucleotide messenger RNA. RefSeq names its product transcription factor E2F3-like. The coding region runs from base 656 to 1942 and encodes 428 amino acids. Gene Ontology annotation, cellular component: RNA polymerase II transcription regulator complex. The transcript is spliced from 7 exons. NCBI's taxonomy places the organism in Eukaryota, Metazoa, Chordata, Actinopteri, Salmoniformes, Salmonidae. Gene Ontology annotation, biological process: regulation of transcription by RNA polymerase II. Gene Ontology annotation, molecular function: RNA polymerase II cis-regulatory region sequence-specific DNA binding; DNA-binding transcription factor activity, RNA polymerase II-specific; protein dimerization activity. The record is from RefSeq and is a predicted model, not a curated record.